AUGAUGGCGGCGACUAUGGUAGCUCGGCGAGCCGGGACGCGGUGGGCCCUGGCGUUCUGCCGAAUGCCGUGGCUGCCGCUGAUGCUGCUGGUGGCAGUGGCGGCGGCUGCAGAGCAGCAGGUGCCGCUGGUAUUGUGGUCGAGUGACCGGGACUUGUGGGCUCCUGUGGCCGACACGCACGAGGGUCACAUCACCAGCGACAUGCAGCUUUCUACCUACUUAGACCCCGCCCUGGAACUGGGCCCCCGGAAUGUGCUGCUGUUCCUGCAGGACAAGCUAAGCAUUGAGGAUUUCACAGCAUACGGUGGUGUGUGAAAUAAGCAGGACAGCGCCUUUUCUAACCUGGAGAAUGCCCUGGACCUGGCCCCCUCCUCACUUGUGCUACCUGCUGUUGAUUGGUAUGCAGUUAGCACUCUGACCACCUACCUGCAAGAGAAGCUUGGGGCCAGUCCCCUACAUGUGGACCUGGCCACCCUGCGGGAGCUGAAGCUCAAUGCCAGCCUUCCUGCCCUGCUGCUCAUCCGCCUGCCCUACACGGCCAGCUCUGGACUGAUGGCACCCAGGGAAGUCCUCACAGGCAAUGAUGAGGUCAUCGGGCAGGUGCUGAGCACAUUCAAGUCUGAAGAUGUCCCUUACACAGCAGCACUCACAGCAGUCCGCCCUUCCAGGGUGACCCGUGAUGUAGCCAUGGUGGCUGGUGGGCUAGGUCGCCAGCUGCUUCAAAAACAGCCAGCAUCAGCUGUGAUCCAUCCUCCUGUCAGUUACAAUGACACUGCCCCAAGGAUCCUGUUCUGGGCCCAAAACUUCUCUGUGGCAUACAGGGAGCAGUGGCAAGAUCUGACCUCUCUCACCUUUGGGGUGCCAAAGCUCAACCUGACUGGCUCUUCCUGGAAUGAAUCCAUUGCUAGGCUUUCGCUGACCUACGAACAGCUUUUUGGUACCACAGUGACAUUCAAGUUCAUUCUGGCUAGCCACUUCUACCCGGUGUCUGCCCGACACUGGUUCACAAUGGAGCGCCUCGAAAUCCACAGCAAUGGUUCUGUUGCCUACUUCAAUGCGUCCCAGGUCACAGGGCCAAGCAUCUACUCCUUCCACUGCGAGUAUGUCAGCACUCUUAGCAAGAAUGGCAAUCUCCUUGUGGCUGGCACACAGCCCUCCCUCUGGCAGAUGACCUUUCAGGACUUCCAGAUCCAGGCUUUCAAUGUGAUGGGUGAUCAGUUCUCCUAUGCUAGCGACUGUGCCGGCUUCUUCUCCCCGGGCAUCUGGAUGGGGUUGCUCACCUCCCUCUUCAUGCUUUUCAUCUUCACCUACGGCCUGCACAUGAUACUCAGCCUCAAGACCAUGGAUCGCUUUGAUGACCACAAGGGCCCCAGCAUCUCUUUGACCCAGAUUGUGUAACCUGUGCCAGUGAGGGUUUGAGGGGGUGACGGUGUGCAGAUUGUCAUUUUCCCACCUUGUGGCACACUGGACCCAAGGGCUUCCCCUCUUCCUACCAUAGCAUGAAACCCAAAUUCCCCUCAGCCUGUCUUGGUCCCUCCUCAGCAAGGGCCUUCCCUGGGGCUGCUCCCCACAUCUCUACCAACAAGGUGUACAUAUUCUACAUAGAUAGUAGACAAGUCUCCCAGACUUAGUCAUUGUGAGGGGUCCCCCUUCUCCCCUUUAUCCUUAUUUAUUCUUGUCUCUCCACCAUUACUCCUUGCGGUUUAUAGAGCUUUUGUGUGGCAAAUGCUCUCUCCCCAAGCUUUAUGGAGCUCCCUGCAGCCAGGAGCUUGAGGUUCUUGAGUUUGGGACUGGGUGGAAAAUAUUACUUAACUGUCUGUCUAGCUUGACUGUCACCGUGGUGGGUUUUUUUUUUUUUGGUGUGUGUGUGAUGUGAUAAGAAUAAGCAGUACGCUGGGGUUUAUUUUUGUGUCCUUAGAAGGAAAAGACCUUUAUGACAGGUGGACUGGAUAUGCUUACUGGGUUUCUGGCAUGUUCCCACCAGGAGUACCUGGCAGGAGCCUGGAGUGCUCCGUUUCCUUCCUAAUAAAAUAAUAAAGACGGGUCGCCAUACGUUGGGCCUCUUGUUGCUCAUUUCUGCACUUGACUGAGGGAGGAGGCGUUGGAUAUAGGCCAGCCAGACCAAGGCGUGGAGAGGCUGGGAGGGUUUUUAUCAAGCU
Castor canadensis (American beaver) is the source of this 2159-nucleotide messenger RNA. It is a transcript of the gene Atp6ap1, whose product is annotated as ATPase H+ transporting accessory protein 1. Gene Ontology annotation, cellular component: proton-transporting V-type ATPase complex. The record is from RefSeq and is a predicted model, not a curated record. Lineage: Eukaryota; Metazoa; Chordata; Mammalia; Rodentia; Castoridae. Gene Ontology annotation, molecular function: ATPase activator activity.